Messenger RNA from Rhododendron vialii, 2149 nucleotides. RefSeq names its product probable LRR receptor-like serine/threonine-protein kinase At3g47570. The record is from RefSeq and is a predicted model, not a curated record. Lineage: Eukaryota; Viridiplantae; Streptophyta; Magnoliopsida; Ericales; Ericaceae. Gene Ontology annotation, biological process: protein phosphorylation. The transcript is spliced from 4 exons. Bases 1 to 2049 code for a protein of 682 amino acids. Gene Ontology annotation, molecular function: protein binding; protein kinase activity; ATP binding.
AUGAACCAUUUAAGUGGUAACAUUCCUUCUGAUAUCGGGAAGCUUCAAAGGCUGCAGAUUUUAAACCUCGAUGGAAAUAAAUUCCACGGGGAGAUCCCGACAACUUUUGAGAACUUAACUUCGUUACUUUAUCUCAACGUAUCUGGAAAUAAUUUUCGUGGGAACAUCCCUUCACAUAUGGGUAAAUGCCAUUUUUUAUUGUUGCUGUAUCUUGAUCAUAACUAUCUUAGUGGUAUAAUACCCAAAGAAGUUGGCAGUCUCUCAUCGUUGUUGGAUCUAAACCUUGCCUAUAAUAAAUUGAGUGGUUCCCUUCCGUUGGAAAUUGGACUUCUCCAAAAUCUAGAAGAACUAGAUGUUUCUCAAAAUAUGUUGGACGGUAAUAUUCCAAGUUCUCUUGGUAGUUGUGUAAAGUUUACAUCACUAAACAUGAAAGGGAACAAAUUGUGGGGCACCCUUCCUUCAUCUUUAGCUACUUUGAGAGGUAUGGAGGACUUAGAUCUUUCGCACAACAACCUCUCAGGAAAAAUUCCAGACUACUUGGAUGACUUUGUCUUUCUAAAGAAACUAAACCUAUCAUUCAAUGAUUUCGAGGGUCCCGUACUAGAAAGAGGUGUAUUUCAGAAUGCAUCAGCCUUUUCUGUUGAAGGAAACAACAACCUCUCAGGAAAAAUUCCAGACUACUUGGAUGACUUUGUCUUUCUAAGGAAACUAAACCUAUCAUUCAAUGAUUUCGAGGGUCCCGUACUAGAAAGAGGUGUAUUUCAGAAUGCAUCAGCCUUUUCUGUUGAAGGAAACAAGAAACUCUGUGGGGGAAUACCUGAAUUGCAGUUGCAACCGUGCAACUCCGAAGGGUCCGGAAAUAAAGGAUUUACUCUUACCAUGAAAUUAAGUACUUUUAUACCCUCGGGGCUUCUAGGGCUGCUUCUGUUCUUGUGUUUCCUUUAUCUGUGUUUGUUUAAAAGGACAAUAAAUGUACCGUCAGUCAAAAUCUUAGGAAACUCAUUUCCCCAAUUGUCCUACCAAAGUCUACUUAAAGUGACUGAUGGCUUUUCUCCAACCAAUUUGAUUGGUAUGGGUAGUUUUGGUUCAGUAUAUAAAGGUGUUCUUGAUGAGUGUCAGAAAGUUGUUGCAGUUAAAGUACUAAACCUUCAAUUCCACGGUGCUUCCAAGAGUUUCCUUGCUGAGUGUAAGGCCUUGAAGAGCAUCAAACAUCGAAAUCUUCUAAAGGUAAUCACAGCAUGUUCAAGUGUCGAUUAUCAAGGCAACGAUUUUAAAGCUCUUGUGUUUGAGUUCAUGGUCAAUGGGAGCCUAGAGGAAUGGCUGCAUCCAAUCUGGCUGCAUCCAAAUGAAAUCGAAGAAGAUGCCCGAAAGGAAUCAAGGCAUUUAAACACCCUACAAAUGUUAAAUAUUGCAAUUGAUGUGGCAUCCGCAAUUGAUUAUCUUCACCAUCAUUCCUCCAACCCAAUACUUCAUUGUGACUUAAAGCCGAGCAACAUACUUCGAGAUGAGGAAAUGAUUGGACAUGUAGGUGAUUUUGGGUUAGCUAGAUUCCUCCAAGAAGCUACAUAUAGCUCGACUACAAAUCAGUCAAGUUCAAUUGGCAUAAGGGGAUCUGUUGGUUAUGUGGCUCCAGAGUAUGGAUUGGCAAAUGAGUUGUUAACAUGUGGUGAUGUGUAUAGUUAUGGCAUCCUCUUAUUGGAGAUGUUUACCGGGAAGAGACCAACCGAUGGCAUGUUUAGUGAUAGUCUCACUCUCCACAACUUUGUUAAGAUGUCUCUUCCUGAAAAAAUAGCAGAAAUUGUUGAUGCAACAUUAUUUCAACAAAGAGAAAUGGGGGAGGCAAGUUCAAGUAUUGACAACAAUCAGAGUCAGAGCUCUCAUAGCAGUCACAAAAUUCAGGAUUGCAUGAUUUCACUACUUGAAGUUGGAAUCACUUGUUCGGAAGAACUGCCGACCAAUCGACUGAACAUGACUGACAUUGUUCCUCAGUUACACACAAUCCGGAACACUCUGCUUGAAACUGGAGCCCAUCGAGGCAAAAGGAACUAGUAUUGUCAGUCAUCUCGAGUAGGUACCUAAGGUCUAACUGGUCUUGAAGACUUGUUGAUGCAACAUGUUCCUUUGUCGUGUUAUCAAUACCAUCCUAUGC